AUGCCGGAUGUUCGAGCAAGCACGGCUCGACGCCACAUGGACAGAAUACUGACGUUCUCCUGGUUUUGCUCAGCUCUGACAGCGAGCUUCCACUGGAAGCCACAGCUGCUGACCUUCACGGGCGUCGCUCGCGGCGUGGACGGCGCAGUGGAUAGGACCUGGGUCCUCCUGACCCUCGUCAAGCUGCGUCUGCUGGCCACAUUCGCAGGGGCUCUCAGGAGUCUGAUACCUCUCCGCCCUGCUCACCUCCUCAGCAUCUCCCUGGUCGGUUGCACUGGCCCGCACCGUGGCUUAGGCACCCCGGCCCACGUCAACUCAACACUCUCGCUGCUUCGUAAGUUCGGGCGCGAGAUGAGAGGUGGAUGGCUCGGGACGUGGAAUGUGGGCCCUGCUCUUGAAGCCGAGGACACCCGCCGGGUAGCUCAGUCUCCCGGUUGGGUUGAGGUCGCAGGUGUUGCUAACAUUCCAUCCCUUUCGCCCCUCAGUGCCCGCCAGGUCCGGGGUGGCGUCGUCACAAAUAAGUCUGAUUCCUCGGCGCCAAUAGGCUCAAAGAGCCGAGUCGUCAGCGCGAUUGAUUCCUCUGGUGUUCACAGAAAGACUGGAACAGAUAAGUUGUACAAUGACUCACUAAACCCGACUCGGAUGUUGAAACGUUGGUACUUCAUAGACACAGGUUUUAGUGCAGGGUGGGAGAGGCGGCUACAGAUCUGGAUGCAGAAGCCAGAACACACAGGCAGCCACAGGCGAACUGUUAUAGGGCUUGGUAUUCGGAUUAUCGGAGCACCACCUCCAAGAGGAGCAUUUUUCUCGUUGUGCUGGGAUGCUGACAAGUCUGGACUCGCGUUGAGCGGGAUGGAGAGGGAAGUGGAGGUGCACGUUUUGGCCUGGACUAGAGCAGAAUUAAGGAGUCACGAUGUUGUGCAUGUGUCACUGGCACAGAAAGUAUGCAGUUACUGCUCAUGCGUCAUGGCAACGAGUUCUUGCUGA
Messenger RNA from Suillus clintonianus, 987 nucleotides. RefSeq lists its product as uncharacterized. The record is from RefSeq and is a predicted model, not a curated record. Bases 1 to 987 code for a protein of 328 amino acids. The transcript has 6 exons. Lineage: Eukaryota; Fungi; Basidiomycota; Agaricomycetes; Boletales; Suillaceae.